CGCCCAUGGAGGAAGCUCCGGAUCUCCCAGGUGUUGGUCGAUUGUUUCAUCGCACAGACACGACCACUAUCAUCGAAAGCGACAGUGAACUUGAAUCAUAUGAAAACCCUGAUUUCAUGUUUAUUAAAAAAUUCUUGGAGGAGCAUCGCGGGCGUGUGCGGUGGACGAUACUGUUUGCCGAAGGUAGAUCGAAGGAUCUAUUCAAAAGAUACAGCAAUGCCCAUAGCUUGAAAUCAAGUUAUAAUAAAUACCGUCAACAAAGUGGCAUAUAAAGCAGUAUUACAGACAGAGUAUUAAAAAUUAUAAUCUGGUUUCGUUUAAGC
This is a messenger RNA of Radiomyces spectabilis, 323 nucleotides long. RefSeq lists its product as uncharacterized. The coding region runs from base 6 to 272 and encodes 88 amino acids. The record is from RefSeq and is a predicted model, not a curated record. The transcript has a single exon. NCBI's taxonomy places the organism in Eukaryota, Fungi, Mucoromycota, Mucoromycetes, Mucorales, Radiomycetaceae.